Molecule: messenger RNA, 1104 nt
Organism: Paramecium tetraurelia
Lineage: Eukaryota; Ciliophora; Oligohymenophorea; Peniculida; Parameciidae
Exons: 1
Source: RefSeq, a predicted model, not a curated record
AUGCAAAUCAAAUAUUUGCUUUUGAUAAGUCUUCUGCUUACAAUAACUCAGUAAGUGACAGUGACUAAAAAUGAUACCUGUGAUGAUUGUACAUAAUUCAAAUCUUCCUCUGAUUGUAAAUCAUUUGGAUGUACCUGGACGGAGAAAACAACCACAACCCCAGGAUCCUGUGCCAAAACUACUACACCACCACCUAUUGCUAUUACAAGAUAUUGUGAAACAAUAGAGACAACAAAUUGUGCUAAGACAUUUGGAUGUGCCUUAGUUGAAGGAAAAUGCACUCAUUUCACAGGAUGUUCAGCUUAUGUCAAAACUACACACUCAGACUGCUAAGCCAUAUCUUACAUGUGUAUUACUAAUGGAACAACAUGCACAAAUGCACUUGAAUGUGUUGGAUAUACUAAAGAAUAAUGUGAAACUACCCCUAGCUUGAAGAGCCCAUACAAAUGUAAACUUGAUGGAGAAACAUGUAGAGACUAUAAAUGUAUUGAGGCUGAUUCAUCACUUACAACUGAUUUAGCCUGCUCAACUUGGUUAUUAGGUUGUAGAUCAACAGGCGCUGGUUGUAUUGAUUUAGUACCACCAUGUGCUAGUUAUUAAGGUACUUCAGAAACAUGCCCAAAGAUGAAGGGAUCAGAUGGAAAUUGUGAAUUUAAUGCAGAUGGUAAUGUUUGUAAAGCAAGAGUAUGCACAGGUGCAGAUACUGGACUUAACACUAAUGAGGCUUGUGCUUAAUACUAAGUUGGAUGUGUAACAACAGGAAAGGGAUGUAUUGCAACAAGAGGAGCUUGUUCAACUUAUGAUGGAAAUGCUUCAACUUGUAUUGGAUAUAUUGGUACAGAUGGAGAAUGUGCUGGAGAUGCUACAGGUACUAAAUGCAGAGCUAGAUUAUGUAGUGAAAAAACUGCAACUACUGAUGCUGAGUGUGGAACUUGGAAGACUGGAUGCAAAUCAAAUGGAAAAUAAUGUGUUGAUUCAUUAAGUGCUUGUAGCUCAUAUGAUGGAACAACCACUACAUGUGCUGGUUUGAAAGGAUCAGAUGGUUAAUUGCAAAGGAACUUCAACAACAACAGCUAAAUGUGCCUUAAAAGAUUGUGUGACUGA